Cylindrotheca closterium is the source of this 115-nucleotide messenger RNA. Lineage: Eukaryota; Bacillariophyta; Bacillariophyceae; Bacillariales; Bacillariaceae. The record is from the annotation of a GenBank genome assembly.
GUACAAUAUGGUGAUUGUUACAAUCAAUGAAUACAUACUGGUGAGCAAUUGGGACAUGGUCGAGGCAAUUCUGAUGAGUAGAACUGGAUUUGAUGGACAAAAUGGUCCAAUAUGA